Molecule: messenger RNA, 462 nt
Organism: Protopolystoma xenopodis
Lineage: Eukaryota; Metazoa; Platyhelminthes; Monogenea; Polystomatidea; Polystomatidae
Source: the annotation of a GenBank genome assembly
AUGCGGCACGGCACAGGCGACCCGGUUGAGGCAGGCGUGGAGAGACGGAGCGCAGGAGGGGCACGAGACGCGCGCCGGCUGGAAAACACCUCCUCACCGAGCCAGACGGGCCUUUGGUGGAUCCAAUCGCAGGCUCAGGUCCGACUGGUGGGGCGAAUACAGCUCCUGUCAGAUCUGCUGGUAGUAUCGAAAAACCGACGUUUCAUGAAACUAAACGUAAAUGUACCGAUCGUAGAUGUCAAGAUCGGAUGGUAUGGCCUUCAGUUCGGCCGCAGUCUUGCUUUACUUUGUAAUGUUGAUCUGACUUCGUUCUGGCAACUUGGUCGCAACACCGCUUCCCUUCUUCUGAAGGAUGCUCGUUACCUGCCACCUCUCGUAGACAACUCAUUUCCUAGUCCCGCUUUGUCGCCAGGUCGACAGGCGUCCUCUGCGGCAUGCAAGAGGGCGCUGACUAUGGUGUAA